Fonsecaea erecta is the source of this 1695-nucleotide messenger RNA. RefSeq lists its product as hypothetical. Gene Ontology annotation, molecular function: manganese ion transmembrane transporter activity; cadmium ion transmembrane transporter activity. The record is from RefSeq and is a predicted model, not a curated record. Lineage: Eukaryota; Fungi; Ascomycota; Eurotiomycetes; Chaetothyriales; Herpotrichiellaceae. Gene Ontology annotation, cellular component: membrane. The transcript is spliced from 2 exons. Bases 1 to 1695 code for a protein of 564 amino acids. Gene Ontology annotation, biological process: iron ion transport; intracellular manganese ion homeostasis.
AUGAAUUGCCCCUCACGCACCGACGACACCGAAGCUCAUCCGGACUGGAACCAGAAUCCGCAAGCCCUGAGCUCGGACCUGACCACCAGGGCGGACCUCAAUGGGAUUGUGAAUCUCAGAGAAGAGCGAGCCACAGAAUCGAGUCCGAAUAAUGAAACGCAGGAAGACAUUCGGAUUAGGCCUAUUGACAGUCCAGAGUCAAUCUCCGGUGGCUUCAAGUCACCCACCGCUGUCAAGGUUGAUCCGCAAGAGCAGCAGCGAGCGGCCCUUCAACAAACCCACCCACGACGAUUUCAGUCUUUCCGCUCCCCGAGUGCCUUCGUGAGCAAGGCUCUAGUCACUGCACAGAAGUAUGUGAAGUUCGUGGGUCCGGGAUUCCUCAUCGCCGUCGCCUACAUCGAUCCAGGAAACUAUGCUACGGAUGUCCAGGCAGGUGCGGCAACGAGAUAUGCUCUUUUGUUUAUUAUUCUCAUGUCCAAUCUGUUCGCCAUCUUCUUGCAGUCUCUCUGCAUCAAGCUGGGGAGCGUUACGGGCUUGAACUUGGCUGAAAAUUGCCGGAAAUAUCUGCCCAAGUGGCUAACUAUUGUCCUUUACUUGUUUGCGGAAUCCGCCAUCAUCGCUACAGAUAUUGCAGAGGUCAUUGGAUCGGCAAUAGCUCUAAAUCUUCUGUUGCACAUCCCGCUAGUUGCGGGAUGUGCCAUAACAAUGGUGGACGUCCUGAUUCUUCUCAUUUUCUAUCGUCCCAAUGGCUCGAUGAUGCACCUGCGGCUGUUCGAGUAUUUCGUCAUGAGCCUUGUCCUCGGUGUCAUGGUGUGCUUCUGCAUACAGCUCUCCUACAUUCAAGACACUACCAUUGGAGAAGUAUUCAAGGGAUACCUUCCGUCUGCAGCAGUGGUCGAAGGGAACGGUGUCUACCUAUCCUGUGGCAUCAUGGGAGCAACCGUCAUGCCUCAUUCUAUCUUUUUGGGAUCUGGCGUUGUGCAGCCGCGCCUAAAGCAAUUCGAUAGGCAGAAUGGACACAUCGCGAUGGCGGCAGAGGAAUCGGACAGCGAAGAGGAGAAAUACGUGCCGUCCAUCUAUGCUAUCCGAGCAUGCCUCAAGUACUCGAUCGUAGAGCUUGCUUUCUCACUCUUCACUUUCGCCUUGUUUAUCAACUCGGCCAUCCUCAUCGUCUCCGGGGCGUCACUUUAUCCGCAAACCGCGGCCACGCAGGCAGAUCUCUUUGGCAUCCACGACCUCCUCAGUAAGAACCUUUCCAAGGCAGCGGGCACUAUCUUUGGCCUCGCUCUUCUGCUGUCGGGUACUUCUGCUGGCAUCGUCUGCACCAUGGCGGGUCAGAUGGUGUCUGAGGGCAUGCUGCACUGGACUGUGAAACCCUGGGUCCGCAGGCUCAUCACCCGAUCCAUCAGCAUCAUCCCCAGCAUCAUCAUUGCGGCGGCCGUGGGCAAAGAAGGCUUGAACUCGGCCUUGACUGCCAGUCAAGUGGUGCUGAGCGUCAUCUUGCCAUUUGUCACUGCUCCCCUCGUCUGGUUCACCUGUCGAAGCCAAAUCAUGACUGUGCGAACGGAUACCACUGGAGAAGCUGUGAAUAUGCGGAAUGGUUGGAUUGUCACGAUCCUUGCUGCAACUAUCUGGCUUGUGCUAGUGGUGAUGAAUGUGGCUCUGCUGGUGCUUGUUGGUCUGGGAAAAGCAUAG